AUGAGAACACCGCAACAGAUUGCCGUCUAUUCCACGCUUAUUCUGAACGUCGCUUUAUGCGACCUUGUUGCUUGCUUCGCUGCUGUAUUCGUUCACCCAAGAUACGCUACGAUGUUCCAUUGUAUCGCUCAUUCCCUAACAAGCUUACUGCUCUCAUUUGCUUACCGUUACUACGUUUUGAUGUUUGCUAAUCCAAAAAGGCGCACCAUAAUCGCGAUCCUUAUUCUAGUCUACUUGCCAUCUUUUGUUGCUCUGGUGCUCUUCUGCUUCGAUGGCGACAGUGUCGCCGAUGUCAAGUUGGCUGUUGAGAAGAAUAUUGGGUACAACACGAGCUCCGAAUGCAUGGGCGGUCACCUGAAUAUUCUCAAAUGGAAGACUCUGGUCCCAAUACUUUACAUGACACUACCAGUCACUCCAACUUACAUUGCUAUUCUCAUUCUCAGGAAGCUUAUUAUCACAGCACUGAGCUGUGCAAACAUGUCCAAGCGAACUCGUGUUCUUCACUCGCAACUGCUCAGGAUAAGGAAAGGCGAGGUUGUGGAACCAGAUCAAACAUUGCAUUUCAACAUCUUCUUUUUCACUUGGAAGAGGCAGAAAUGCUACUCAACUUCUGAAAAAGACAUCUAG
Messenger RNA from Cooperia oncophora, 627 nucleotides. The record is from the annotation of a GenBank genome assembly. NCBI's taxonomy places the organism in Eukaryota, Metazoa, Nematoda, Chromadorea, Rhabditida, Trichostrongylidae.